CAGUAUGGAAGGGGAAAGUGUCUGAGAAAGAGUGUGUGACAGAGAGAAUGUAAGAAAAUGAGAGCUGACGUUUAAGUAGAGCGGAUGGUGUCUUUGACUCGUGUGGCCACACGGAUUCACACUAUGAGCGUUGUACAGCAAUAGAUAACCUAAACAUAUCUGGAUAAUGGAUCCAAGAAGAUUCUGUGUCGGGACCGGGCCAUUUCAGCUAAAGGGUUGGACCACGUGGUCAGUAUUUCCCAGAGAGCCUUGACUGACAACUGCUGGAUAACCAUCCUGGACUCACAGGAUCUAGAAGUUCUCCUAUUAGAGGGAAUAACCCACUUCAUCAUUACCAACUACAACCCAACUUUCCUGUUUGCACAGUACUGAGUCUGGAUAUUGCGAUUGACAAAUCAUUGUGAUCUCUCAGCAGAAAGGUAAGUUUGCCUGCCUGGCAAGCUUGAGCUCUUACAGAGGAUAUCAAAAAGAGAUUUCCCUUGUGUGUUUCAUACGUUACGUCUUAUUCAUCAACACAGAAAUAGAGUACCAGAAAGUCCCCACCAACAUUGCAAAAAGAGGGGAGUGCAGAGGUGGCAACAGAAUAAUGUACCCAGAGCCCACCAGCCCACAAGGGAUAACAAUAGCCCCUUAAAACACCUGUGCAUCUGAAUGUCCUGCCACAUGUUCAUCAAAGACGCUGGAAGUUUUCAAGAUGCUGGAAAGACUCCAGGCUGGAUUUUGAACCCUGGCGCUCACAAUCACUUCAAUCACACAAUCUUUUGUAGCAGGGACUUUUUGUGGGACUGGCUUGGACUUGAGCUAAAACUUUGAACUGUUCGGACAUUAAACUCCACAUCAUUCUCUGUUUUGCUACUACAGUAGACAUCCUUCUUUACCUCUUGAAGACGGCAGAAUAUUCAUUUCUUCUCCUACACUCACCCAGUUAUGGAUUCACAGGGUGGUCCAUACCUUAAUAAGAGGGCCCUAUGUUCACCUCUGGGUGCUGCUCGCCUCUGUCAGUUGGCCAUGGGCUGUGCUGUGAUUGCCAUGGUAACCCACAGUGCUGGCUACAGCGGUUCACAGGGCGUGUUCUGUAUGGCGGCUUGGUGCUUCUGCUUCGCCAUGACAGUUGUGGUGUUUUUCCUGGAUGCCACCCGUCUCUACAGCUGCCUGCCCAUAUCCUGGGACAACCUCACCGUCACAUGUGCUGCUUUUGCAACGCUCAUGUAUGUGACAGCCUCUGUGGUUUACCCGCUCUUCUUUGUCCGAUCUGAGUGUCCCUACGCCGGCUGUGAUGUCAGAAAUUUCCGCAUUGCUGUGACCGUCUGCUCCAUCCUGGGUGCUCUGGCCUAUGGGGUUGAAGUGGCAUUGUGCCGAGCCAGGCCAGGCCAGGCUGUGGUGGGCUACAUGGCCACCGUCUCUGGCCUCCUCAAAGUCGUUCAGGGCUUUGUGGCCUGCAUCAUCUUUGGAGCUCUGGCCAACGGGAGCGAAUAUUCCAGCUAUGCCGCCACAAUCUUCUGUGUUGUCGUCUAUGCUUUCUGUUUUGCUCUGACCGCACUGGUGGUCGUCAUGACAGUGUGUGGGCGGACCAAGGCUGUGCGCUGCUUGCCUUUUGACCGCUUCGUGGUGGUAUGCACCCUUCUGGAAGUUCUACUCUACUUGAGCGCAUCAGUGGUGUGGCCAGUGUUCUGCUUUGACACAAAAUAUGGCUCUCCGUGGAGACCAUCGUCAUGCCCUCAGGGGAGGUGUCCGUGGGACAGCAAGGUUGUGGUGGCGGUGUUCUCCUUUGUCAACUUUGUACUGUAUGUGGCUGACCUGAUAUAUUCCCAGAGAAUACGAUUCGUCUCCUCCCAUGUGCGCACCAACUCACGAAUGUAGCACCAUUUUAUCACCGUGUUACUAUUAUAUUGGCUUAACAGGUUUAAGUUAUUAAUCUGCUUAAUUUUUUAGUAGUUUUAUUUUGUUUGUGCAUUUUUUUUUUAUAUUUAAAAAUUGAGGGAAAGAAAGAUCCCAGGGCCAAGACAUCCCUGGUGUUGCACGUGGUCCAACACUGAAGUGGCCAGACACCCCAGUUUCAGUGUGAAAGCAGUGUGGAAUGUGAACAAGGAAUUUUACCAGUAUGUCCCCUCCUAUAUCUUUAACUCACCCUUUUUGCCCUCUGAGCGAUUUCGGAAGAACAGCCAGCCUCAUCCAAGCAGCCAGGGCUUACUGGUUAUGACCUGUCAAAUCCUCUUAAACCUAUUCUUGACCUGCGACACACACACACACACACACACACACACACACACACACACACACACACACACACACACACACACACACACACACACACCUUAUAUUUAUGCUCAAAUAAUACAUAAAGUCUUGACUAUAAAUAGUAAAUCUGGUAUGGCAUCUCUGGCAUCCUUGUCAUCUGCAAACCCCUCACCAGCGAUCUAUGGACAUCAGCCAGGCUGCCAAAAAUAAACAUGAACUGUCUGCACUCAUAUUGAAGCAGUGAGACAGCAUUUUAAAGAGGCUGGUGUCUUUAAAAGCUCUCUAUAAAAUGCUUCCUUCAGUCUAUGAUAAUAAAAGAAAAGUAGAGCCCAUUUCAGCAUGGCCACUGCUAAGAUGACUGGCAGUUUGACUGCCAUGUAUUCACAGUCAACUGCACAAUCUGAUCACACUCUGAUCAGAUCGGAUCAUGGUCAGUGUGACUGAGGAAUUUUUGCACAUAAUUGCAAAAGAAGGACCACGUGACCCAACAUGUCAUUAAACAACAGGUCACAACAUUUCCUUUUAUUACAUUUACACUGGCAGUUGCAAAUUAUGUGUGUGGUUAGAUGAUUUUUGUACAGUGUAACACUACUGGUACAUAGUUUGACAUAGACUUAAAACUUUGUUUAAAAUUUAUCAAAGUACUAUGUGUAUAUGAAAUGUUUAUCUCAUAGUGACAAACCCACAGAGUAACUAAAAAGACAGCAGAUUUCUCCCUGAAGAGUUAGUAGAGACAAAAAAGUAAAAAGAAUAAAUAUUGGACUUACAUUCAUCAGGUGGCUCCAAAUGAAUGCUAAUGUUGCUCCAAGUCUGCAGGAUGUGUAAAAACAACUUUGCUAAGACGUUCGCCAUAUCAACUUUAUAAGGUGGUAUUUUGUCAAUGUUGUGUUUUCAUCUUGUUGGCUGCCCCCAGCUGGCCACAUCAAUUAAUAAACGUUAAGAUAUAACAGUACAAACAUAUAAAAUAGGUAUACAUGAUAAAAUAAAGACAAACAUGUUCUGUAUACAAGGUUUAGCACAUUUUUCUUCAAUUGUACCUCUAUGUCAUCACGUAAAUAAAAUUACUGAAUGUUCCAAAAGUUCAGGCAGGCAUGCAACAUAACUAAGACUUACUUGUUUUGUGAUUGUGUCCUUAUUUGUGUUAUGCUUAAAUGUAAGUUCCCUGACGUUAUUCAGGUGGUAUUAGUCUCCAUCAUGCCUUGUUCUGAAUACGCAACCGUGGGUGAUCCCCUUUAAAUGUACAACUCAAAUGACCUUCAGGGUCUACUGUUGGUCUACAGCAGGGAAAGUCAAUUAAUUCAGGGUUAAGUUCUUAACAUGUUUGAUAUGUGCUUCCUCCUUUGUUUCUACUCUUUUUAUCAUCUCUUCUCAGUCACUUCCACUUGUACCAGUUGCAAAUAGUUAUUUGACAUUAUUGUUAUGCCUAAUCAGUCUGAGUGCUUACCCCGAGAUAUUCAUCAUACAAAAUCUUUGAUAUUUUAACCAGACAGUGUAAAUUUAUACCCAGGGCCAUUUCUAACUUUGGGUGGGCUCUAUGCAAAAUGCUGUUUGGGGGCCUGUAUUUUGUCAAACUACAAUGGGGGGAUUCAAACCUUUAAGAUGAUCUUUUGGGUUGCAUCAAUCUGUAACACUUUAGGAGGAAAACCGGCUAGAUUUGUAAAACCUCUCUCAAAUUCAAAUUAACUAUCUCAAGUGUACCCCACGCAAUUAAAACCUACAGAAAAUGAUUUGAGUUAACAAUGAGGCUCCUCUAUGCCAAUAAAUGCAACAGAUGCCGGGUUUUUCACAAAAAUGUUUAUUUAAAAAAGAAAGAUUAGAACAAAGAAAGCUACUUGAACAGGAACAGAAAAAGAUUGGGCCAUUGCCCAAAAUGGACAGAAAAUAAAUAAGGGUUUUUAGUUUGAAGAGAAAGUAAAAUAAAAUACUGCAGGACCAUUAUGUUUCUGUGAUCAUGGACCGUAAUCACACUCUAAUGUUUUAGGCCAUUUCACAAGAUCAACAGAAAACAAAAAUAUUACAUGUGAAAUAUGGAAGAGUUGAAACAGAUGCACCUGCAGUUCUUAGUCAAAAGCUGAUAAAAGACCCGCUGGCUGUGCUUUGGUCUGAAGCCACAAAAUAUUUAAGAAUGGCACUUGCAAAGACAAAGCUCUUUGGUUUACCCUGCAAAAUUGAUCAUAAAUAAAUAUUAAUAGGAAAUCUUUCUUAACACUGUGAUUCAUUUUAUUUCUAAAGCACAUAGGCCUAUAAAAUGACAACACACUAAAGUAUUGUUACUAUAAAAAUAUUUAACCGCAGAAGAGAUGACUAAGAAGCAAAACCCAGCGGCUACGCUGUUUGCCCAACCACACACCCUCCAUCCCACAGUGCAAUGUUACCGAGCUGCAAACAAAAUGCUCUGCAGCCUUCUAUAAUCUCAUACAAUGGGUGUCACUUAAGUCCAACAACACAGUCUAUUCACAUGACUACUUUAUUUUAACCCUUUCAUAAAGCACUGUAUAAAACACUGUAUAAAGCUUUGUUUAUUUGCAGUCCUAGACAGCUAGCUGAGCAAGCUAAAUUAUCUAUUUAGCUGAGGCUAGCUGAGCUAGUCAGCAGGGAAAAGCAGCAAACUUGCUCAGUAUUGGCUAGCAUUACAGCUACCCCCUCCAAGUUCAAUUUCAUCGUGAACCAAUGCCUUACCUUCAUCCUCUGAAUGUCUUACUUCCUCAGUUUUCUUCUUUUUUCUGCCCCAGAGUGAUAUGGCCGUCAUUACUGACCGCUACUGAUGUGACGUCUGUCAUUUGUUAAAUAUUUAUUAAUUGAGGGUAAGAGGGCUCUGUUUAAGUUUGUGUGACAUAUAAAUAACAAUCCGUGUUGUUACAAGUGACAAUGUUCGCCAUCAAAACAUAUAAU
Messenger RNA from Etheostoma spectabile (orangethroat darter), 5130 nucleotides. Its product is annotated as myeloid-associated differentiation marker-like protein 2. The record is from RefSeq and is a predicted model, not a curated record. Lineage: Eukaryota; Metazoa; Chordata; Actinopteri; Perciformes; Percidae. The coding region runs from base 928 to 1860 and encodes 310 amino acids. Gene Ontology annotation, cellular component: membrane. The transcript has 2 exons.